Molecule: messenger RNA, 3382 nt
Organism: Malania oleifera
Lineage: Eukaryota; Viridiplantae; Streptophyta; Magnoliopsida; Santalales; Ximeniaceae
Product: putative DNA glycosylase At3g47830
Exons: 4
Coding region: 261-1202 (313 amino acids)
Biological process (GO): base-excision repair
Molecular function (GO): catalytic activity
Source: RefSeq, a predicted model, not a curated record
AAAAGUAUGUUGCUUUCGUUAUUAGAAAUUGGUCCAAUAAAAUAGCAGUUUAAAAUGUUCUUUUAUGACGUCGUUAUAACGUUCUUAUAUGACGUCGUUUUUCUUGAUUAUUGACCCCAACGACGUCGCAUUCGCGAUAGCCAUUUGCCGAGUUGAAAACGUCGUUGUUUUGACUUGGCCCAACUUGCCCUCCCAUUCAGCCUCUCGACCUCACUCUCUCGACAGUGACAGUGACACCCCGCGUAUCCUCCGAAGGAAAAAUGCGGGAAAUGGGUAAGAGAAAGCGGCAAUGGCUCCAGUCGCCACCGAUUAAAUCUCCGACUGAAUCUGCUAGAACCAACGACGCCGAUGCGACUCCGAAAGAGCCAUACCCAUCUCACCCUCGACCUUCCCCAGAAGAAUGCCGAUCCGUACGGGACGACCUAUUGGCCCUACAUGGUUUCCCCCAGGAAUUUGUUAAGUACCGCAAGCUCAGGCCUAACUCCGGCGAUAAUGGUCUUCCCGGCGACACUGUGAAAUCAGGGCCGUUAGAGGUGGAGAAGGAUGGUGGGUCUUCUCCCAAGGAGACUGUGCUGGAUGGUCUGGUGAGCACUGUAUUGUCGCAGAACACCACUGACUCCAACUCCCAAAGGGCUUUUGCAUCUCUGAAAUCGGCUUUUCCUGUCUGGGAAGAUGUCCUUGCUUCUGAAUCUAAAUGCAUUGAGAAUGCCAUAAGAUGCGGAGGUUUAGCCGCAACAAAGGCCUCAUGUAUUAAGAACAUUUUGUGUUCUUUGCUUGAGAAAAAAGGCAAAUUAUGUUUGGAGUACUUGCGGGAUAUGUCUGUUAAUGAAGUCAAGGCUGAGCUCUCUUGUUUCAAAGGAAUUGGGCCCAAAACGGUAGCUUGUGUUUUGAUGUUCCAUCUUCAGCUGGACGAUUUCCCUGUGGACACACAUGUAUUUCAGAUAGCAAAAGCCAUUGGUUGGGUACCAGAAGUGGCAGACAGGAAUAAGACAUACCUUCAUCUGAACCAUCGGAUCCCAAAUGAACUAAAAUUUGAUCUGAACUGUCUCCUGUUCACACACGGUAAGCUCUGCCGACAGUGUACAGCUAAAGGAAGCACCCAGCAAAGAAAGGAAUCCCAUGAAAGCUCCUGCCCAUUACUGAAUUACUGUAAACGAAUUUCUAAUUCAAAUGAAUUAACAAUUGAUGGGUAUUCCCUCUGACAGUCUCUGUAAAAGGGUGUGCGCUGAUCCCUCUCUCUCUUCGUGAGGAAUGAAGCAAUGAUUAUGGUUUGCCCAAUCCAAGACAACCAAUAUGAGAAAAAGCUGAGAACACCCACUUCCUUAUGGCGGAAGUCAUAAAAUAUUAUGUCAAUUAUUUGUGCCCAAUCCACAACAACCAAUGUGAAAGUGUCCUCAGAAUUUUAUCUGCAUUUGUUUCCACAUUUGGUGAUAGUGAAAUGGUUAAUCAUGCCUACUUUGUUUGCUUCCUUUAAAGCAAGAGACUAGCUUGAGUUGAGUUAGAAGGUAAACAGGAAGAGUGGUGGUUGAUGUGAAGUACAAGAGCUAUUGGUAGAAGUAGUCGUGUAAGAAGUGAAGACCACAUCCACUGGCUUCUUGUUUCUAAUUUUUCCCAAAAGCUUCUGUGGAUCGGUGGGUCCAUUCAUCCAACUUGAACUAGUGUCCAACACUAGCGUUUUGUUAUAUAUAUAUAUAUAUAUAUAUAUAGUAAGCUGCAUGUGUUUUUGAAUAUAAAAUAGUGUUUACAUUGUCCAAACUGAUAUGCCCAGAUCCUUUCGAAGAGCUUUAAGAUAGAUAUGCUUACAUCAUUAUCCACUUACUGUGUUCCUGAAUUUAGCAGCCAUGCCAUCCUCAGUUCUUCAAAGCUUUAUAACUCUCUGUAUUUUAAGUUGGGUAAAGGGUGGAGGUGGGGUGCUGAUAAGGUCCAAACCCAAUAUUAGAGCUCAGCAGAAUCAAGUACUAUUUUAUGACCCAAUUGAGAAUUUAGUCCCUCACUGCCUCGCUGGUAAAGAAAAAUAGUCUGUCACUCUAUUCUGUACCGUGUGAAAUUAGUUUCAUCCUUUGAUCUCAGCAUCUCUGCCUCUUUUUGACUUGUGGGUUUUCACUUGCUUUUUUGUCACUGCUAUUGUCUUUACCAUAAAGGAUGGAUGAUAUUAUCGAAGUGCUAAAGUAUUAUCGUUUUCCUCGAUGAAGCAUCUAAAUAUCUCUUUACACUUUUUAAGUUUUCUGCAUCACUCUGCUUUUUAUUAAUUUUUUUUAACUCUUUAAUGCGUCAACCUGAUCCUACUUUCUAGUAUUCCUUUUAUUUUGUUCACUCCAUUGACACAUUUAUGCUGUUCAAGAUGGUUAAAAAAUUGUCCUCUGGCUGGUGUACAAUUCAUAAGCCAACUGGAAUGAGUUGCUUAUAAAUGGAGAAGCAAAACUCUAGGAGAAAUGCUUAUAUUUUCAAUUGAAAGAAACAAAAAUGACGUAUUAGAAGCUGCAUCUUGCUUCCUUUCUUACAGAAUGGAUGGGGAUGGUGGUUUUCAUUCCACAGUCUCUGUUGCGGAGAAAAAGCUGAGAUUGUUUGGUGUCGAAGUGGAUCCACAUGUCGAGGGUGGGAAGUAUCUAAGAGAGGCUGAAGCAGGCAGAAGUGUACACUCAAUGGGCACCAUUACGCGCUGCAGUGGGGAAAUUACUGCAAAAAGUUCAGUAGCUGAACCCAAGCGCAAGAAGUACAAAUGCCAAUUUUGUUCCAAGCAGUUUGCAAACUCACAGGCAUUGGGGGGCCACCAAAAUGCCCACAAGAAAGAGAGAAUGAAGAGGAAGAAAUUGCAGCCUCGAGCAAGGAAAGGCGGCUUGAAUUUUCCAGAGCAAUCUGUAGGGAGUUCCUCUGUUCCCAUCUACCAUCAGUAUCCUCCCAUGUUGCACAACUCCUCUUCCUGCAAACCUCACUUCACCCUCUACGGCGAGUCUUUGAUUAGUUUCAAAUCAUCUGAUCAAGACCAAAAGUUAAACCUUCACGGCUAUGAAACUACUGGUGGAGCUUCAGCUCAACCUGCAUGCUUCCAAUUAAUACAAGAAGGCAGCUUGAGGUCAAGCAGAGGAGGGUUCAGUAAGAACAGACCCAUGGUCAUCAAGCCUUCUCCGAUGAGAAGCUAUGAGCGUUUGGACGUCAUCUUGGGGCUUAUCAAGAAACAAGGUGGCAGCAGCUCCUUUGGAAGCGGGCAUUAGUAGAUGAUGUUAUGAUUCUAUAGGAAGUGUUUAGGAUUCAUUUGCAUCAUGGUAAAUGCUAAGGCAAACGUCUCGUCUCUGAUUUGAUAUUGAUUUUUCUGUUCAUUUCAAGCUUUGGCAGUGAUGUUUCAUUAUCUGAGCGAAAUGAAAUGGGGAUCAAUCUUCUUCAA